CCCAUCGACAGCGACUGCUCGAGAUGACUGCCGAGACCCUGACCCCUGGCGCUGCCUCGUGUGGAUCUCGUCGGAUCUCGGGCUGAUCCUGAAUUCUCUCCUACGAUGGCGCGUCACGUCGCGUGCCACCGAGUGUGGGCGAUGACGACCCGCAUGUGCAGAUCUCCGGCGUUCCACUCAUGCACAAGGCAGCUGACGCUCGCACAGGCAGCAGCAGGACCUGCUCCGAGCCCGCCUGCUUCACUCGCGGCUGCGUCGUCCCGUCUUAGUGGCGCCGCUCAUCUGCAGCACCGCCCGUCCCGGCGGUCCUUUCAUUCAUUCGCGGACCGUCGCGGGCCCUCUGCAGCCCUCUCCCCAGCCUCUCUUUCCCUCCCUUCUUCCCACACUGCCAUCCCCCUUCGGCGCGUCGACUCAGCUUUGCCACCGGGGUGCAAGGACCUGGUGGUGGGGUCUUGCCGGACCAUUUUGGGCGUGAGGAGGCAGGUGACCGCUGAGGACAUCGAGAAGUGGCAGGAGGAUAUGAAGAAGCAGCCAGGGUGGAUUCCGCCCCACGAGUACAAGCCCAUGCCAUUUUCGGGCGACUGGAUCUACAACAUUGUGCGUGAGAAGGACCGCAAGUGGGUCGAGCUGAUCAGGCUGCACGUCCCGAUGCCCAUCCUGCUGCUAUGGUUCCCCUCCGCCUUCGCCAUGGCGCUGGCCGAGCCCACAGGCGUCCCUCCAGACGCGGCAUCCAUGGGACUCUUCUUGCUCGGCAGUCUGGCCAUGCGCUCCGCUGGCUGCAUCAUCAACGACUUGUGGGACAAAGACAUCGACAAAAAGGUGCCUGCCGCCAGCCGACCAACAGCUGUGGCCAUCCAGGAAUACUCAACACACGCCUGGAUACGUGUGUGUGGGGCAUGCAGGUUGAGCGCACAAAGAACCGGCCCAUAGCGUCGGGCAGAGUGUCCGAGAGAGAAGGUCAGGAGGGCGGGGGCGGGGGGGGAGGCACCUUUGUCUGUCAUCACCCUGACAUUGGUUGUGUAUUGGAUGUGCAGCUAUGGCUGUUCUGGCGGGCUGCCUGGGUGUUGGGGCUCUCGUGCUUGCGCAGUUCAACACCUACUGGUACAAAAAUAGCGAACUAACUCGCCUUGUUUCGUGUCGGAUCGGGCCUGUUUGUGUGGUGUUUGUCGGUCAGCAUCUUGACGACUCUGUCGUCAGUGGGUCUUGUGGUGGUGUAUCCGCUGAUGAAGCGCUACACCAACAUGCCCCAGAUGUUCCUCGGGCUCACUUACAACUGGGGCGUGAUGGCGGUACGCUCACCACACAACGGCCGAUCGGCCGUUGCCAAUGGGGCACACACACCAUCACGUGACGCUUCUUUCUCUAUAUGGUUGUGUGUUGUGUGUGUCAGGGUUGGUCGGCAAUACGGGGGUGUUUGGACCAGCCCGAGGUGUGGAUACCGCUGUACGCUGGCUGCGUGUGCUGGACCAUUGUGUACGACACCCUCUACGCUCACAUGGACAAGGAGUGGGACAAGAAGAUCGGCGUCAAAUCCACCGCACUCCUCUGGUUGGUACCCACGGCCGAUGGAUGACUGACUGACGUAAGGGCUCCCGUGUGUUGUGUGUAGGGGAGAGGAGGCUCCGAAGAUGAUGUUCGGCUUCACGGCCUUGAUGGGCUUUGCCUGGGUAUUGGCGGGAGUCAACAUUGGCAUGGGGGUCAGUACGCUACGCUAACCACACUCCCACUCAACGCGCACACAACAAACACAGCAGGCAGGAAGAGAGCCUCUCCCGUGUGUGUCACUCACUGCCACAGGGUAUCUCCACCCCAUAUUACCCCUGCAUCGCGGGGGCAUGCGCCGUGUCAAGCUGGCUGGUACGCCUCAACAGACACACACACGCACUCCAACAUAGAUAGGGUCAUCCUGAGUAUGUGUGUAUGUGUGCCAUUUGUCCACUUCAAAACCUGGGCAUCCAUCCAUUAGAUCGCCUCGACUAAGUACAAUCGGCCGGAGAUGAUCCCGCACAAGUUCCGCAAGUUCGGCGUCGUAGGCGUGCUCAUGUUGACGGGGUGCAUCGGCGGCACCCUCCUCGCCCCCAAACGGAAGCACGAGUUCGACCUCGAGGCCAAGAGGGAGGCGGAGGCCAAGGUGGCCGAGAAGGACAAGGUCGUCCGGCCCACCAAACCCGAAGGGCCGCCGCCAAAGCUCGAUGAAGACGAGGAGGCCAACUAUGUCAGGGCCACCACUGACCGAGAGGCCGAGGAAGAGGCCGAUGACGAGGCGGCGGGGAGGGCCAGGAAGGCGCCAGCGGGCAGCCUGGCCGUUCAGCUCAUCAAGAAAGCCACUGGCACAUCGUCAACCGGUCAGACACACAGGCAGACGCACAUGGAGGGCACACAGAUGGUCGAUGCACCUCUGUCCUGCUGCAGGCUCUGAAGAACGCCGUGCCUUCCGACUCCCGUGACGACACGUGUCUCUGAUGGAUGGAUGGACCUGGGGUGUGUGCAGACUAGUGAGGGAGGGAGUGCAUGUGCCUUUGCACUUUUGCCAUGUGGCCAUGGCCCAGCCACACAAUUUGGAUGCGGACGUGGGAGUCAGGUCAUGCAACAUGGGUGGAGAGGCAGACAGCGGAGGGGUGCUUGUGUGAUGUUCUGACAUGUGCGAUCGGACGAGGCGACGGAUGUAGAUGCUCGACCCGCGGCAGUGGAGGUUACUCGUUGGCCCGUUUUCUCGGUUGCCUGCGAGUGCCCUUCUCUGGCAACGGCUGAGCCAACUUCCGGCCGUGUCCCGCUUAUCUGAGACAAAAAACGACUAAACGCAUGCGUUUACCUCAUGAGGUAAAUCCUUGAAC
Vitrella brassicaformis is the source of this 2834-nucleotide messenger RNA. The record is from the annotation of a GenBank genome assembly. NCBI's taxonomy places the organism in Eukaryota, Vitrellaceae.